Messenger RNA from Haliotis rufescens (red abalone), 1508 nucleotides. RefSeq names its product sex peptide receptor-related protein 2-like. The coding region runs from base 1 to 1086 and encodes 361 amino acids. Gene Ontology annotation, cellular component: plasma membrane. NCBI's taxonomy places the organism in Eukaryota, Metazoa, Mollusca, Gastropoda, Lepetellida, Haliotidae. Gene Ontology annotation, molecular function: G protein-coupled receptor activity. The record is from RefSeq and is a predicted model, not a curated record. The transcript has a single exon. Gene Ontology annotation, biological process: G protein-coupled receptor signaling pathway.
AUGUCUAUUUCAACGCAGCAGGCUCUGGUUACAGACAUAUAUGAAAACAUUACGUCGUCCAUGGAGGUGACAACCCUCGUGUAUCCCCAAGAGUACCACAGACUUAACGCAGUGAUUAAUUUCCUCAACAGGUACUAUAUCUGGGUAAUAUUCGCUUUUGGAUGUCCAGGGAACGUGAUGAGCAUCUGUGUCAUCGCUGGCAUGUCAAGGCGAAGAUUAACAACAUCGUUUUUCUCCGUGGCAGUUCUUGCCGUCGUGGACAACCUUACCAUCAUAAUGAAGAUGGUUGAAAAUCAGUCUCGUAGUCACAAGAUGUUAUCAUUUGAUGAAACUGGAUGUCAGUUUUUGUUUUUCCUUGGUUUAACAUGUGCAGCAUUUGCAAACUGGAUUCUGAUAAUAAUAUCAGCAGAGAGGUUCACGGCAGUGGCGUUCCCUAUGAAGGUGGCGCUGAUCUGGUCCUUGAGGAGGGCGGUAGGCAUCAUAGUUUGUGUGUUUGUGUUCCUCGGCCUCGUCCACAGCCACAUCUUCGCCUCAGUCACCCAUUAUGAAAACUACACAUGUACAGUGAAGACAAGGUUUCACCAAUACAUCCACCCUUACUGGUAUUUCACCAGCGCUACGGUUUAUGCAUUCAUCCCUGCUACUUGCCUCAUUGUGUUCAACGUCCUUAUCAUCGUGUUGCUCAGGAGGUCCUCCGCCACGCGACGACACAUGCUGUCCGAGAGUGAUGCUUCCAACGUGGAGGCCCGGCGUCAGGACCGGCAGGUCACAAUCAUGCUCGUCACCGUCGCUGUCACCUUCCUCAUCCUCACCAUCCCCAGAUGUGUGUGCGUCAUCGCCUACCACAGCAUGUGUACAGGCAACGCAGACUUAAUGUGUACUACUAGGAGACAACUGUUUGACACUCUUACCACCCAAAUCGCAGACACCAACCAUGCCAUUAACUUUUACCUGUACGUUCUGACCGGGAGAAGGUUCCGAGAAAACUUUCUAAAGCUGUUUAAAUGUAGACAGAUGUUAUACAUGAAAGUGUCAAGUAGCAACACACACAUGUCGGAAUUGCCUCUCACAGAAUCCAGGAUUUGAAAGUAAGUGAUAUCUCUUAUGUUUGUUUCUUGUUUAACGCCACAGUCAGCAAAAUCCCAGCUAUAUGACGGCUACCUGUGAAUAGUCGAAUCUUGGGAACCAGUGAUUGAUAUCAUCAGCAAAAUGCCACGCAAUCAGCCAGGUUACCGAGUCUGACCACCUGAUCCAUUUAGCCGCCAACUCGGUCCACGCCUCGGCUACUGGGGGACUUAAUCUCAGGGAAAUCUAACGAGUUUUACGAGUAUGCAGUCCAGUGGAAAGAUAGCAUUUACAUGACAUACAGUGUUAAGUUUCUCCGUGUACAACUUCUUCCCCAGGCAAGACCUUCCAACCUUGCCAUUCAAGUCUACUUUUCUUGGUUCGACUGUGGCUCCACAGCGUGUAGAACACGAGUUGUGUCCCUUGUGAUAAAGACACGAUAU